Messenger RNA from Amoebophrya sp. A120, 838 nucleotides. The record is from the annotation of a GenBank genome assembly. Lineage: Eukaryota; Dinophyceae; Syndiniales; Amoebophryaceae.
AAAAAAUCGAAGAAGUGAUUUCGAAGUCGAAUCGUCGACGUCGUGAUCGUUGGUUGUCGCAAGAUCGUUAUCCUCCUCGUCCUUGUCAAAUAGAUUUUAUGUGGUCGGGUAGUUUCCUCGUAUUUCUUCUUACCCACUUCUGCUAUUUCAUUUUGGAAAAAAUCUCGAGCUGGAGCUGUUGCUUUUUGCCAAGAAUUUGAAAGUAUCUAUAUGCAAAGAAAAACAAACCAUGUCGCUGCAGAGCUUGCUAUCUCUAUCUGAAUCUGCGCUCCACGACUUCCAGGCUUCUUCGUACCCGUGCGGCCACAGAGUGCUACCGGCGAGGCACUCUUUGUUCCUAUCGGCUGGUGAUGUUGCACCUGAGUCAAACGUUGAGUGCCCGAACUCCCAAUCAUUGCGGACGCUGUGUGCGAGCAGUGGAAGUAGCCAUGUUCAGCCACCCCGGUCGUGGUCCAGGCAGCGCGUACGUGGUAUGGCAUCAGCUGUGAGAAGCAGCUUUGCGUCUUCCGACGACAUGUUCCCCGGGCCGACACCCAACAACCACGGAGGCGGCGAUCCCCCCGACGACAGUCUGUGCCGCGAUUGUCGGAAGCCCCAGCCCGUCGCGUCACAACCCUGCAAGACCGCCGGCGAUCGCAAGGCAAAGCUGAAUGAAGCGAAAAGUCGGGAGGAAGCCAAACGGUGGGACCAGCAGGUUGACCUGUUCAAGUCUUCGCUCGGCGUUGGAUUCAUGGCGGCCAUCAUCUACCGCGUCCGCAAGUACCUGUUGGCGCCGAAGCUGCGGAAUCGCCAUGGCGAAGAAGUCGAUUCGGACGAGGGUGGGGAAACCCUUGUUUAA